Photinus pyralis (common eastern firefly) is the source of this 4211-nucleotide messenger RNA. RefSeq lists its product as uncharacterized. Lineage: Eukaryota; Metazoa; Arthropoda; Insecta; Coleoptera; Lampyridae. The record is from RefSeq and is a predicted model, not a curated record. Gene Ontology annotation, molecular function: nucleic acid binding; zinc ion binding. The transcript is spliced from 2 exons. Bases 2223 to 3551 code for a protein of 442 amino acids.
UGAAUUGUGUCGUGUAUAGAUUUGGCCACCGGGAGGUAAUUUCUCUUGUUACCGCUUGGAGUCCCUAUUUCGUUACCUUGGGGUUUACGAUUAAAAGCCGGUGGUGGGACAAGGAAAUGGCGAUCGGAGUGCAUUUUGUGUUAGCACGCCGAAAAGUAAUGUUGCGCAUUUAAAAAGUUGGAAUUAAUUGUGUUCAUUGAGGCAUCCGUUUGGAUAUUGGAAUUGGAUAUUUGGGGAGUUUGUCUCAAUGCCGCUUAGCGGGAUUUAAUUGAUAUCCACUUAAUUGGUGCUUUGGUCUGGCACUCGGCUUGGCCGGAUUUUAUGCAACAAGGCGUUUAUCGGCUUUUAUUUUGAUCAUCCGCUUCAGGUCGAAGCGGAUUUUGGGUGACGGAUCUACAUUACCACGUGAAUCUAGUAUUUGUUUUGUCACUUAUCGGCGUGGGAACAGUCGUGGGUCUCGUGUAAUCAGACUGGAGUUUUGGUAUUGGAUGUGAGCUGCGAAGGAUAUGUAAAACUGUUCGAGUUCGAGUUCCGGGGAGACCUGUUUCACUGUGAUUGUUUGUACCGCAUGGAGGGUUAUUUGUCGUAACGUCGGAGGAAUUUUAUGCAUGGCUGUAAUGGAGGGAAGCCGUUAACUGGGUGGAAUCGUCGUGUACCAAGUUCGAGCGCGACACCUGUCCGAGAACUUGAUCGUUCUGGUCGGAGACAGCUCCGAGACAUCGUUGCCGAUUUUGCUGUUCACCGGUACCGUCCCAUUGCGAUCCCUUCGAGUUUACCGAUAGGCGAGGACCCGCACAGCUAAGUGGAUUGUUGGUUGUUUCGUGUACAUGCUGGUGACACCUCUGGAAAACGUUACUUUUGAUGCGAGGUUUGGAAUUUCACGUAAAUUAUUACUAGCAGAGAAUCUGAUAGAUUCUAUUUAGCUGUUGGCUUAACCCGACUUGUUAGUAAUUAGUUGAAGUCCUUCGUAUCUCAAGUAAGAUACUGGGAGAUUGUUGGUUGUGUAAUGAAUAUUGGAACCUGGCAUAGCCGGUUAAAUGUAACGAUUUUGAAUUCACUUAAUUAACAUACCUAUUGAAUAGCGUCACUGGCAUAAUCAAGUACAUUUAUUUGUGUGUCACAUAUUUUUCUUGUUGGAAAUUAUUUGUUUCCUUUAUUAGGGUGGGGACCAGUGAUAGCUGCUGGUAAUUGUCAUAACAAUUAAGGGGUUUUAUAUAUGUUAUUUAUGCAUGAUAGAUUUUUAAUAUGGGUAACCUUCUGUGAUUUCGCACUGUGGUAAGUUUGAUAUAUAUAUUUAUUUAUUGAAUUUUGUGUGUUGGGUGGCAGCAAAUCAGGCGGCCCAAAUUGAUUCUUUGUGAUGCAUCACCAGGUAUCUUAAGUAUUUAUGUGUAACUGAUCGGUGUAAUAGUUCGUAUUGCGUACAUUUGCUUGGUACGUUUUGAGGUAGCAGAUAAAUCGGAAAUCCGAUAUUAUUCCCUGCUACUCGGGUGUUCGACGUCGAAGUCAUAGGGGGGGUUGAUUGUUGUCCUUUAAAUUUUGGAUUAUUUAUUUGCUUGUUGUCAUUUUAAAAGGGGGGGGGGAGAUUUUGGGUACUUGAUUCGGCGACCGUUUAAUUGGUUUGUGUGGCACGAGUUGCAGAUUCUAUUAUUUACUCUUGUUAUUACUUACAAUUUUUUUCGAGAUUUGUUAAAUAGUUAUUAAAGAGGGCUAGUCAAGUUGUAUGUAUUUGUGUUUUGAUUGCGAGAGUGUGUGAGUACCCUGGAUACGUGAGCUGUCGCUCGAUUCUUUCUUUAAAUUACCAUCUACGGACCGACUCCCGGUACUAGAGCAGCGGUUGGGAAUCCGAGUCGGUGGCGCCCACAACUUUUUUUGUAUCACUUUUAGGAUUUGGUUCCGGCCAACGUGGAACCCCACCCGUCUCCCUGAGCUAGAGCAAGGGUGCGCUGCCUAUACUUAUUUGAGUCGAGUUGACAGUGAGAGGAGGAAAUUGCAGGUAGGGUGGUAGCGCCAUAGGUGACUGCAUUCUUAUUUGGUUACUGUAUUCUGCUUCGGCUAUUUGCCAAGUUGGCGUUGCAGAUUUUGGCGCCCAACGUGGGGCUCGAUUUUACUUUUUUGGGUGCAUGAUUCCGCUUGUGCUUGAAUUUGUCUUUGUAGAUUAAUUGUGUGGUUCCUUUUGUUAAAUUUUCUUCUGGGGAUAGUUACUGCUAUAUUCUAUAGGGAUAAUGGCUAAGUUAUUGUUGGGUAUUAAUCAUCUGAAAAAGGAUGAACUUCAGUAUGAAUUGAGAGUUAGGGGUGUGAGUGAGACGGAGAUGACUGUAGAUGAAAUGCGUAGUAGUCUGAGGUCCCUAUUUAAGUUGGAAGCUACCGAUCGUUCAUUAACAUACCCCGAGUAUGAUUUAGCAGCCGAGGGAGAGUUGAGUACUAUUAAGGACAAGUAUGAGGAAUUAGUUGGUCUAAUCGAGAACGUAGAGGAGGAGCGGCGAGCUAGUGUUUAUCGGAGGUGUACGUCACGAAUAUUACAUUUAAUUGGGCGGGUUAAUCGUAUUCCUAUGGGGGCUACUCAGAGCAAGGAGACUCUGCAAAGUCGCAGUAAGUGGUUAGGGAAGGUGUCAGCAUUGCUCAGUAGGGUGGAAGGUGGGAAGCAACCUGUGAAAGCGAGUACUCCGAAUUUAAGUGUGAUUGCCAGGUCGAGUCAUCCGGUUGUACAGGAAGAUUUAUCUGAGGAGUCGGAUUCUUCGCCUGUAGAGAGUGGAGGGGCGACGGGAUUUAAAUUUCCCAGAACUUCGAAACCACAACCUGUAGAGAAAUGGGGGCUGAAAUUCUCAGGUGAUCCGAAGGGUACAUCAGUUAUGUCCUUCCUUGAGCGGGUCGAUGAGUUGCGGAAGGCGAGGCAUGUGUCUGAGAGAGAGUUGUUUGCAUCUGCGCUGGAUUUAUUCGAGGGUAAAGCGUUACUAUGGUAUCGAUCAGUGGUCACUAGGUGUGCAAGUUGGACCGAAUUGUCUGAAUUGCUUCGGAAGCAUUUCCUACCACCUGAUUACAGGCCGCGGUUAUUUCAGGAGAUUUUAGCACGGGUUCAGGGACCGAGUGAGCCUUUCAUUGAAUAUUUUUCUUGCAUGACCACCUUGUUUUCUCGCUAUGGGGACAUACCGCUUGAUAUACAAUUAGAUAUUCUUGUACGCAAUUUGGCACCUUUUUAUACCAUGCAGCUACCAACCGUUAAAUCCUUGAGAGAACUGGAGGAGGAGUGUUUGCAGCUGGAAACAAGGAAAUAUAGAGCGGAUCAUUACCAGGCACCCUCUCGGAAAAGUCACUUAGCUUCUGUUGAGCCUGAACUUUCUUGUGUGGUUACACCUGGUGUGUCUGAGGCUAGGGUGUCGAAUUCGAGGUCUGGGUCUAACACUGGUGACGUUAACUGCUGGAACUGCCUGAAGACUGGGCAUUUAGUUAGAUUUUGUGAUCGACCGCUUAGGAAGCACUGCUUUUCCUGUGGCCAACUUGAUGUUACAACUCGUGAGUGUCGUCGCUGCAACCCUAGGUCAAAAAACGAGUAAGAGAGAUGAUAGAUGUGGGCCCUAUGUCAUCUCGGAGAUUUCAGGAGGCCAAUAGGGUGAAAUGUUUGCUAGAUUUUGUAUUCUCGCAUGUGCAGGGUGAUGAGAGGCCUCAUAUUAGGGUCAAUAUUCUCGGAAAGGAAAUGCUAGGAUUACUUGAUUCAGGUGCCACUAGGAGCGUGAUCGGGGAGAGAGGUUGUAAAAUUUUAAGGAGUACAGGAUUGCCAUUAUUGAAGUCCGAAUUCUCAAAUAUUACUGUUGCAAAUGGCCAGGUAUGUGCGUGCGUGGGGAUUCUUCGAGUGCCAAUUAAAUUGAAGGAGACGGUUAAAGUAAUAGAUUUGUUAGUCGUGCCGACCCUGGGCCAACUUUUAAUACUGGGGGUGGAUUUCUGGACUCAGAUGGGCAUUGUGCCGAAUCUACGGGCGAAGGAAUGGAAAUUUGCGGCUGAGGGAGAGGUCGAGGUGAAUUCAUUAGAUCCCGUGAAUUCGAGACAAAACCUGAACCUGGACCAGGAACGCAGGCUGAGUGAGGCUAUUGAGUGUUAUUUUGGCCAUAUGCCCACGUCCUUUAGUUGCACCGAUUUGGUGGAACAUAAAAUUGAACUUCUCGAUAAUGUGGAACCAAUCAAACAGCGUUACUAUCCCGUUUCACCGGCACUAUUGA